CGCGUGGGGAGGGGCGGGGGAGGAGGGGCUGGAGGUUGUUGAGCUGUUUUAGAGGUGGAUGUGCCGAGCUGGGCGAAGGGACACCAGAGACCCCUGAGCCGGGGUCAGUCGCCUUUCUCUUCCCGACUCCGCGACAUUUUCGGUGCUAUCCGUUUUAUCCAGACCCAAGUGACAGAAAAUGCCCUUCAAUGACGAGAAGCAGUGUGUGGGUGAGGACCAGCCAAGCGACUCAGACUCUGCAAGGUUUUCGGAAAGCAUGGCUUCGCUCAGCGACCACGAAUGCUCCAGGCAAAGCUUUACCAGCGACUCCUCCAGCAAAUCCAGCUCUCCUGCUUCAACGAGCCCUCCUAGGAUUGUAACAUUUGAUGAAUUCAUGGCUGCAACAAGGAAUUUAACAAACUUGACUCUUGCUCAUGAAAUUGCUGUAAAUGAGAACUUCCAACUGAGACAAGAUGCCCUCCCAGAGAACAGCUUGGUUGGCCGAGUGAAGCAUAUUGUUCACCAAGCCUUCUGGGACAUCUUGGAAUCAGAACUAAGCGCUGAGCCCCCUGAGUACGAGCAUGCCAUCAGACUGUUUGAAGAAAUUAGAGAGACACUUCUCUCUUUCCUGACUCCUGGUGGCAACCGGCUUCGUAAUCAGAUCUGUGAAGUUUUGGAUACAGACCUCAUUAGGCAACAGGCUGAGCACAACGCUGUGGACAUCCAGGGCCUGGCCAACUAUGUCAUCAGUACAAUGGGAAAACUCUGUGCUCCUGUGCGAGACGAUGAUAUCAGAGAGUUGAAGGCCACCAGCAACAUCGUGGAGGUGCUGAGACAAAUAUUCCAUGUCCUGGACCUCAUGAAAAUGGACAUGGCCAAUUUUACAAUUAGGAGUAUCAGACCACACCUUCAACGCCAGUUGGUGGAAUAUGAGAGAAGCAAGUUCCAGGAAAUCUUAGAGGAAACUCCAAGUGCUCUCGAUGAAACUACAAAAUGGAUAGAAGAAUCUGUCAAUGAAGAGCUGCUUUCUCUUUCUGAGACUGCUUUAACUCCUGGAGCAGAAAGCAGCUCCAAGCCAAGCCUGAGUCCUACACUGGUGCUAAACAACAGUUACUUGAAGCUGUUACAGUGGGAUUAUCAGAAAAAAGAAUUACCAGAGACACUCGUGACAGAUGAAGCACGUCUUCAGGAACUGACAGAAAAGCUGAAUCAAUUGAAAAUUAUCGCCUGUCUUUCCCUAAUUACCAACAACAUGGUGGGUGCUAUUACAGAAGGCGUGCCUGAGCUUGCAAACAGGUUAAAAAGGAUUUCAGCUGUUCUCCUUGAAGGCAUGAACAAAGAGACCUUUAACAUGAAAGAAACCCUGAACUCAGUCGGCGUUCAGACUUGUGUUGAGGUCAACAAGAGCCUGACGGACAGAGGGUUACCCACUUUAAAUGCCGAGGUGCAAGCUAAUCUCGUAGGUCAGUUUUCAAGCAUCGAGGAACAGGAUCAUCCUAUUAGGACCUUGAUUGACAAACGAAUCCAACAAUAUAUGAAAAGCCUACUUUGUCUUCCAAGCCCUCAAAAAUGUCUGCCUCCUAUGCCAGGAGGCCUUGCUGUCAUUCAGCAGGAGCUAGAAGCACUGGGCUCUCAAUAUGCAAGCAUUGUGAAUCUCAACAAGCAAGUGUAUGGACCAUUUUAUGCAAAUAUAUUUCGAAAGCUGCUCUUCAGCGAGGAAGCCGAGGGGAAGGGCCUUGCCUCACCUCCUUCCAGCUAAUGUGGAACUGGCAUUGGAUAGGAGAUCGGAAAACCAGCACUCCAGCACCCAGUCCCUUCCAUCAAUGGCAUUAUGGAUGUGGCACAUUCUCAGUGCCAUCUGGGGUGUAAUUCAGUAAUGGUAGCAUUACAGAAGACAUGCGCAUCACAUAGACCCUAUUUGUGCAUCAUUUUUAUGUUUAAAACAGAUUUUUUUAAAGAACAAAGCAAUUUGUAAUGAAUUAUAUUACCUAUGUAAGACUUCUAAAUGUCUUCUUAAGCACUUAGACUUGGCUUAUUCUUUCAACUCAUUAAGAGUUGUUUGCUCCCUUAGUUAUUCUUAAAUCUAAUGAUUUUUAAUUCGGGCACAACUUCUUGAAAGUGGUAAGAAUAGCCGAGGGAACUAUUGUUCUGAAUAAAUGAAUUACAAUUACAUUUUGUUCAUGUGUAUUAGAAACUUACACAGUAAGUCCUAAAAUUGCACAAAAGUACCAAAUCAUAUUUGGUGAUAUCAAUUGUCAGUAUUUAUUUAGAAUUUGAGUUUAUUAAGUACAUUUUAAUGCUGUAUACAGAUCCUAGGGAAAACUUCUCUUCUAAACUUGUAGAAAUUUGUUUCUUACAAUCCAUCUGCUCUCUGGGAGAAAUGAGUUUUGCACAAAUCUCUUUGUGAACGUCCUUGAAUUUCUCAGGCCAUUGAUAGGAAUUCACUAUUUUCUAUGUAAGGCAGGACUGGUUUGAAUUGAUUUACUUAUUAGAAGAUAAAAGGAAGCUAACAAUAAAAUAGGAGCCUAUUCUCUUAUGAAGUUCACAUCUAAAAAUUUGUAUUUUUUUAACCAUAUGUAACUUUGUUAGCAAAUACCUUUUGUGCGGAUUGAAUCCUUACCACGUUAGGACCAAGAUGCUGUUCUCAGUAUCAUUGUCAUUAGCAGUAGGCUUGGGCAUCAGAGCCUGAGUGCUAACGCUCACGGGGAUUCUAGAGAACCCUACGUGAUCAGGAGUGCUGAGGGAAGUGCUGCAACUUGGGGAUGUUCAUUUGGAUUGAUUUUUUUUUUUCACUAAGAACUCAGUGAAUCUUAGUGACUUGGUAGGGAAAAAUACAUAGGAAAUAAAAAGGAAUAUUUCUUUUUUCCCCCAGCUCCCAUUUCCUCAGCACAACCUCACCCCGUGGAGCGUUGCUUCAUUACUCCAUGAAGUUCUAGGAAACAGUUGUGGCAAUGAAUCGGCUGCAGCCUUCACUUUUUGGGGAAUGUGUCAACAUUUUAAGAAAUUUUAUUAUUCACAAUUCCCAAAUGUGGCAGUCCUUUUAUCCGUGUGGUUAGCUGUGUGUCCAUGGAAUCCUACUGAAGAACACAGCAUUGGUCUUACCCGUAGCUUUUCCCUCUGCUUAGAAACCCGAAGGUGCUGAAAACUUGUACUGUCAUUUUCUCUUGGAGCUCAAGUAGUUUAGAACUGUGCUCAGCUUGGGCUGUGGGCGGCAGGGAGGCUCUGGCGUGCGAAGAUAACGUUGAUGCCAUGUAAGUGGUUGCUUUCUGAGGAGAGCUGUGUUGUUAACACGUGCUAUGCUUUUUAUUGUCAGGCUGCAAUCUAGCCGAUACUCUUUUAUAUACUUGAUUAUACUGCAGUUGCCUGCAGGGAAACCAUGUGCAAACAUUUUUAAAAAUACAUUUAAAAUGAAGGGCAUUCUGCUUUUUUUUUUUUUCCUUUUAAAGUGGCAAAGUCAAUUUCAAUGUCUCAAGUCUGGAUUUAAGCAACUGCAUUUAUUAUCACUUUUUAAUCAUAUCCUUUAGCAUGCUGUUUAUUUAGUUUUUACUUAAAUAUUUACCUAUACUUUUGAGGUUUUCCUAACAUGGUCAUGUUUUGUAAUGUAAGUUUUAUUAAACACCAUAUACAUCUAUUUCAUUCUUCUGCUAAAACAUGUAUUGUGUGCAUUCAUCUAAAUUUUAAAAUAUUAAGAAUUAUUUCAAGAUAA
Molecule: messenger RNA, 3685 nt
Organism: Ochotona curzoniae (black-lipped pika)
Lineage: Eukaryota; Metazoa; Chordata; Mammalia; Lagomorpha; Ochotonidae
Gene: TCP11L2
Product: t-complex 11 like 2
Exons: 10
Coding region: 179-1738 (519 amino acids)
Biological process (GO): signal transduction
Source: RefSeq, a predicted model, not a curated record